AUGCCUGGAUUCGUCGCGGGAGAAUCUCUCGUAUCGUAUCUUGACGAUCGAUCGUUUCUCGAUGCGGCGAAGGUGCACGAGAAACGCUGGAAAACGGCAUCCUGUCACACGAAUAUGCGCGAAUGUGAUUUUGGACUAUCGGCAUGCCGAGUAAUGUGGGACACACGGCAGUGGUGCUCCGUUAGUGAUUGUGUUAUCGACGUGUCAUCAUCAUCGUCAUCAUCGAGGACGAACGACGUGCAUCCACUCUGCGGCCAGGAAUGUACGCGUCGCAUUGGUGGAGCUAUGAGGGGUGGGAAAUUCUUCAUCUUCAAUAAGAAGCUUCUUUGAGCAGCGUCUCGCGAGGAUCCUCAGCCUCGAGAAGGGCUCCGGGAAAAAGAAAAAUCAAGCUGAUUCGGUCAACGUACUCGAAGAUCCUCUACCGAGUGGAUCUUCCUUGUGAAAAAUUCAUCAUACCCUGAUCCGAGCUCUGAGAAGAGCCUUGAGGCCGAUUCUAGAAGGCUGGAAGAUCAAGGAUCGCGGUUUCCAAGCGACCAGGAAGGGAGCAUGAAGCUGGAGGAUCCGCAAACGAGGUCGUCGAGCAGCCAUUAAAAGCAGGCAGCAGCUGUGACCGCAGUUCAUCGUGCUGGUUAAUCGUUUGCACAAGGUAGAAAGUCGAAAUCGUCACGGAACUA
This is a messenger RNA of Eufriesea mexicana, 674 nucleotides long. RefSeq lists its product as uncharacterized. NCBI's taxonomy places the organism in Eukaryota, Metazoa, Arthropoda, Insecta, Hymenoptera, Apidae. The record is from RefSeq and is a predicted model, not a curated record.